AUGUUUUUCGUUGAUUCCAGCGUCGUGGCUCCAGAUUUGCGUGGAUAUGGCCUUACUACGAAGCCCAAAAACCCAGAAGACUACAUGAUGACAAAUGUGAUAGAAGAUCUGAGAGAAUUCAUCCAAAUUUUGACGAUGGCGACCAAGAGAGAUAUUAUCCUUGUCGGACACGACUGGGGUGGAAUGGCUGCCUUGUGCUUCGCAACCAUGCAUGAAAAGUUAAUAGACGGUCUCAUCAUCAUCAAUGGAGUGCACCCAAUGGCCUUUUAUAAGCAGCAGGAGCGAAGCCUGGCACAAAUAAGGAAGAGCUGGUAUAUGCGGCCAUUUCAGCACCCUGAUAUCCCUGAGAAGUACAUCAUGAUGAAGGAUUUCGCUGUCUUUGAGAAGAUGCACAAAGGAUUCACCUUAGAGGAGGAAGAGGCCCACAAGUACAUGUUCUCCCGAAACGAUUUGGCAAAUAGAGGCGCGAGCACCGUGGUCAAUCAGGUGCGCAACUACGCUCCCCAAGGAGAGCAUAUACAGUAA
Messenger RNA from Dermacentor silvarum, 525 nucleotides. RefSeq names its product epoxide hydrolase 2. The transcript has 4 exons. Bases 1 to 525 code for a protein of 174 amino acids. The record is from RefSeq and is a predicted model, not a curated record. Lineage: Eukaryota; Metazoa; Arthropoda; Arachnida; Ixodida; Ixodidae. Gene Ontology annotation, molecular function: hydrolase activity.